CAGAAACCAAGUAGAUCAUGAGAAAGCUUUUAAUGUUCGUGGAAACUCUCAUAAUAUUAAGCCCAUCGCAAGGCCGAACUGGCAAGAACUGGCGGCUGGCCAUGUACGAUGCCUGUUUGGAACCUUUGCCCAAUAAAAACCCAGAUAUAUGGCGCUUUACCUAUCCACCGAUCUACAUGAAUGCCGUGUGUCCAGCCAAAGAUAAUUAUGUCUAUUUGUCGCUGAACAAUUUGGUUAACACGCCUAUGAAUUAUUUUCCUCUGCUGCCAGUGCCAUUUUUACUCUGUUCGGACUACAUUCAUUAUGCGGUUUUAGUGUUUUGUUGUGCGGAGCAAAAGGAAAAGGACAUUCGAGUGUUUUAUAAUCAAUCCAUGGUCCUGACGGUGGAGAGCAAUCCAAUCGAUGCAAUUGUCAACAAAACCAAAAAGUGUCUUGGGGACUUUACCCAGUUUAAGUUCUAUCCAAAUAUGACUAAAGUAAGAUUUUUGGAGUGCUAG
This is a messenger RNA of Drosophila guanche, 497 nucleotides long. RefSeq lists its product as uncharacterized. NCBI's taxonomy places the organism in Eukaryota, Metazoa, Arthropoda, Insecta, Diptera, Drosophilidae. The record is from RefSeq and is a predicted model, not a curated record. The coding region runs from base 18 to 497 and encodes 159 amino acids. The transcript has 3 exons.